This is a messenger RNA of Hippoglossus stenolepis (Pacific halibut), 4124 nucleotides long. RefSeq names its product glycogen synthase kinase 3 alpha b (gene gsk3ab). The record is from RefSeq and is a predicted model, not a curated record. Gene Ontology annotation, biological process: regulation of neuron projection development; protein phosphorylation; extrinsic apoptotic signaling pathway in absence of ligand. Gene Ontology annotation, molecular function: protein serine/threonine kinase activity; ATP binding. Bases 75 to 1397 code for a protein of 440 amino acids. The transcript is spliced from 11 exons. Gene Ontology annotation, cellular component: cytosol; cytoplasm; axon. Lineage: Eukaryota; Metazoa; Chordata; Actinopteri; Pleuronectiformes; Pleuronectidae.
UCCCCCACCAUCAUCGCUGUACAGAGGAAGAAAGGGGGAGACGGGCAGCCCGUACAGAACGCUUUGUCACAAAUAUGAGCGGCAGCGGGCGGGCCAGGGCCAGCUCAUUCGCUGAGCCUCCCGGAGCUCCCGGAUCCGCUGCAGCCGGCGCCGGAUCAGCAGUAGCCGGGGGAAGCUCGACAGGAAAAACUGGGGCUCCACAAGCCACUGGGAGCAGCUCGACGAGCUUUGGCAAUUUGAAACUGCCCAGAGACAGUGGCAAAGUGACGACGGUGGUAGCUACACCGGGCCAGGGCCCCGAUCGCCCUCAGGAAGUGUCCUACACAGACAUAAAGGUUAUAGGAAAUGGCUCCUUUGGCGUGGUCUACCAAGCUCGCCUCAUCGACAGCCAGGAGAUGGUGGCAAUUAAGAAAGUUCUCCAAGACAAGAGGUUUAAGAAUAGGGAGCUGCAAAUAAUGAGGAAGUUGGACCACUGCAAUAUUGUGAGGCUACGUUACUUCUUCUACUCCAGUGGCGAGAAGAAAGAUGAAGUGUAUUUGAAUCUGGUGCUGGACUUCGUCCCAGAGACAGUGUACAGGGUGGCUCGGCACUUCAACAAGGCCAAGACGACCAUCCCCAUCAUCUAUGUUAAGGUGUACAUGUACCAGCUGUUCCGCAGUCUGGCUUAUAUCCAUUCCCAGGGUGUGUGUCACAGAGACAUCAAGCCCCAGAACCUCCUGGUGGACCCGGAGACGGCCAUCCUCAAACUCUGUGACUUUGGCAGUGCUAAGCAGCUAGUGCGCGGGGAGCCCAAUGUGUCCUAUAUCUGCUCACGGUACUAUCGUGCCCCAGAGCUCAUCUUUGGUGCCACCGACUACACGUCCAACAUCGACAUCUGGUCGGCGGGCUGCGUGCUGGCUGAGCUGCUGCUGGGCCAGCCCAUCUUCCCCGGGGAUAGUGGUGUGGACCAGCUAGUAGAGAUCAUCAAGGUUCUGGGGACACCAACAAGGGAGCAAAUCCGGGAGAUGAACCCGAACUACACAGAGUUCAAAUUCCCACAAAUCAAAGCACACCCUUGGACAAAGGUGUUUAAGCCUCGUACUCCACCAGAGGCCAUUGCCCUCUGCUCUCGACUGCUGGAAUACACGCCAGUGACUAGACUCUCUCCUCUGGAGGCAUGUGCACACGCCUUCUUUGACGAGCUGCGCCAGCCCAACACCCGUCUGCCCAGCGGACGAGAACUGCCGCUGCUCUUCAACUUCAGUCCUGUUGAGCUGUCUAUUCAGCCCCAGUUGAACUCCACACUCAUUCCUCCUCACGCUCGUGCACAGACAUCGCCUGCCUCACAUGAGGGCAGUGUCCCAGACAGUACCGCCCAGCCCAGCUCAGCACCUGGAUCCAUCAACAACAGCACCUGAGCAUCCAUCCCUCUGCCAUCCUUUCUUUUUUUUGUCUUCCCCCGUUUUCCUUUUCUCAUCUCUGCUCCUCUCCCUCUCAACUUUCGUCCUGGCUCCAAACCCUUCAAAUACAAAAAAAAAAACUAUACAGACCCACAUCAACACCCUGCGUUGCUAUUUACCCUGAAUGUUAUCCAUUUCCAAUAGAAGGAGAUAUCCAUGGCUGCUGCGAGCUUUAGGACGAUAUGCGUUGUUUUAAGGACAGUUAAGUAGCCACGCUUAAUAAAAGCUGCUGUUCUCAGUCCUUGUCUGGCCUAUUAGAAUAAACACACAUUACAUUGGUUGGGAUGUUUGGGAGAUGAGGAGGAAGGUUGUACAUGUGUGGAUUAUCUGUAUUAUAAUUGACAGUUGACUUUUAUCCCUUUUUUGCUCUUUUUUUUAUUUGUAUUAGCUCAUUUUAAGUGUGGCCGUGGUGCCACUGGAUGGGGUCGUGACUGGCUUUGGAGUAGAGAAUGAGGGCCGUGUGUAAGGCCUGACUGAUAUUGACAAUCAUCUUAGCAGGGUUGAAAAAUGUCAGACUUGUAGACGAGUAGCUGUUCUGUCAUUUUCUACCCUGAACUCUACUCAAAUAUUAUCAGUUCACAAAUGUGACAAAUUUAUUUUUAAUCUCCCAGUUUGAUACCAGACGGAACAUAUUGGCUGAUUUUUGUCCAUGUCAUUUUAGAUGAGAGGUGGUUUUAAAUUUUAUUAUAGCAGGGCACCGCAGCCCGUCUUACUGUUUCUUUUUGAAUAUUGGCUCCUCAACUGUCUUUUUUUAUGUGAAUGAGUGGGAGCUUUAUGCGAGCAGAGUGCACAUCUUCAGUUUCUUUUGUAUAAGCUCAUGUUGUCAUUGGUUAAGCUGGAAACCCUGCGUUUCAUGUCGACUCUCAAGUGAGUAUUGCACAUCUCCACCGGGAGCAGAGGGGAAGCAAAGGGGGGAGUAAUGUGGACUGUCCAGCAGUGAGCAUUACGUCACACAGAGGGAGUUGGUGUGGGGCUCCGCUUUCAUCUAAAACACAAGUCUCAAUGUUUUAAGUGUCAUAAACACAGUCGCCUAGCACUGUAGCGUGAAUAGUCACCUAAUUUAUUGUGUCACUCUUACGGUGUUAAGUUUCAUAUCGGCUUGAUUACGUUGAAGAAAGGCAUCAGGUGUAGAAGGUACAGGGAGAAUACUGUCUGUGUUCACUGCUCACCUGGUUCGUCAUUGUUAUUUCAGCUUGUGUAGACAAUGACUGUGUGAGCAGGAGGAGGAUUUAGUUGUUUUGCUGUGUGUGUGUGAGAGAUUUGUUGAAACCCUCUUCGUCCCUUCCCAAACAGCCUGCGACGCUCAUAUCGUCUUCUUCUUGUUCUGUACUGAUGAGAGGAGCUGAUCUCGACUCAUCCACGCAGCCGAAUGGUCCACCGUUGGCACGGACUACUUUCUUUCUUCUGCCACGCAAAUGUGCAUGUUCAACCCAUGUUGACCACGUUAUAUUACUUCCACUAAUCACGGUAAUAAUCUGACCAGAAAUGUUGCUCAAACCCCAGAAACCCAACAGCUUUUGGAGCCUCCCCCUGAUUCCUCCUCACCCUCACCCUUUGCCUUCUGCUUCCCCUCUUUUCUCCUCCUUUUUUUCACUGCUAAACUGUAAAUAUCAAGUACCUUUUAUUUUAUUAUUUUUGUUAUUAUUGUUAUUAUAUUGUUCUUGUAAUUUUUUUUUCUCUAGUAGACCGGCGCAGCCGCAGCCGGACUGUUUAUCCUCAGUCGCAGUCUGUAAAUACGAUUUCAUUUCAGUCCCUGGUUCACGAGGGGAAAAACAGAACAAAAUGUUUCAUUUUUAUUCUCUCUCCCUCCAUUUCUCUCGUCAUAUUUUCCCCUUUUACCCCCAUAAAUGUUGUCAUAAGUGUUUUAUUUAUUGUAUUGUGUUUUUUGAGGGGGUGGGAGUGGGGGAAUCUUUUCUUUUCCUCUGAGGUGGUAAAAAUUAAGGGAUUUGGUUUUUUUGAUAUUCUUUUUUUGUUUGUUUUUAUCCAAUUUUUAGUCCAGCAAUGUCACAUGCAAAACAAUUUGACAUCCAAGAUACUGUACACAGAUCCAGAUGUUGGAGUGAGGUGUUCAAUCAGUGUGUCUAUAGCUGCACAUGUUAGUCAACAGAUGGAACUUGGAAGUUUUCACUUAACUUCAAUGUGAAGGGAAUGUUACAAACCUCUGAACGGAGGGGGUUGUGGUGUUAGGAGGGAGCGUCGAUCACCGUGUGCGUGUGUGUGUGUGUGUGUGUGGAGGAGAAAAAUGAAUCGUCCAUUGACAUGUAUCAUCUCCUGUGUCUGACUGUCUUGUUUUCCCUCACUGUGUCGCACGAAUGCAACAGGUUCGUCCUGUUAAUGGUAUGUAUGUUUCACAGAUACUUGGUGAGUGUUGGAGUAUUUGUGUGUGUGCGUGUAUGUGUUGGCAAACCAUGAACAUUGUUCUCUAUAUUUUCCUAAAUGAAGAGCUGACUCAAUGAGCUAUUUUAUUUUAUUUUUGUCUCCAUUGUCGGAUCUGUCACACUUAGUUUUUAAUUUGCUGUGACCCUGCUCUUUUAUCAUCCUUGUCUGAAGGGGGGGGGGAAUGUCCUUGUUGGGAACAGAAUGGUUGGAUAAAGGAGAUGAUGAACAGUGAGGGAUGAAGGGAGAGAGACAGUUUUUGUUUGUUGGUAUAAAUAAUUAAACUCAUUAAUAAAGUGAUGAAACUGU